UAGAGACCAUCUGUGUAUCUGAACAGGUUGGUUGCUACUGUUAUCGAAGGACAUCUUCGGUGCACUUCAACCAAAGAGGUCCGUUUAUAACCUUUUAUUAUCCUUCAGAGUCAGCAUCCCUUAAGGAGCUGGAGUACGGAGAAACAGGAAGUGCAGACUGAAGGAAUGAAGAUAUACCGGCUGCUGAAGAAGAUGAAGCGUGAGAGAUAAUCGACAAGGGAGAGACACACACACACACACACACACACACACACACACACACACACACACACACACACACACACACACACACACACACACACAUCUUCUGCUAUGGAGGAGGAAGAAGCUGCAGCUGGGGAGGAAGCAGAAUCCACGCUGAUGUACCGGAUCGAGCGUCCGGUUUACGAUGAAGCUUUCAUACGUUCAACCGUUCUCAAACGCAGAGAAAACUCCACCACGCUCCGAGAGAGGCUGGCAAAGCACUUCAGGUGUUCUUCAAAGAGAGCGAAGGCAGCAGUGUUCAGCUUCCUGCCGAUCCUCACCUGGCUGCCGUCAUAUCCUGUGAAGGAGUUCCUGUUUUCAGACGUGGUUUCAGGUCUCAGCACCGGAGUCGUGCAACUUCCUCAAGGUUUAGCCUACGCCAUGCUGGCUGCUGUGCCUCCAGUGUAUGGUCUGUACUCCUCUUUCUACCCCGUCCUUCUCUACACCUUCUUCGGCACGUCCAGACACAUAUCAGUAGGUACCUUUGCAGUGAUAAGUCUGAUGAUCGGGGGUGUGGUAGUGAGGGAGGCUCCGGACUCCAUGUUCUUCUUCCCGCCGGUGAACGGAUCCAACAUGUCUGCCGUCCUGGACGUGGAGGCCCGGGACGCUCGGAGGGUCCAGGUGGCCGUCGUGCUCACUACGCUGGUGGGAAUCAUCCAGUUUGUCUUUGGCCUCCUGAGGUUUGGCUUCGUGGCGAUCUACCUCACGGAGCCUCUGGUUCGAGGCUUCACUACGGCAGCAGCGGUGCACGUGGUCGUCUCCCAGCUGAAGUACCUGCUGGGGGUGAAAACACCGCGCUUCAGUGGGCCCUUCUCUGCUCUUUUUAGCAUCCAGGCGGUGUUCAGCGACAUCACGAGCACCAACGUCUCCACCCUGAUCCUGGGUCUGGUGUGCAUCGUGUUCCUCUACGUCGUCAAAGACCUCAACGAGCGCUUCAAGAAGAAACUUCCCAUCCCCAUCCCUGGAGAGAUUAUCGUGGUCAUCGUGUCGACCGGCGUCUCGUACGGGAUGUCUCUAUCAGACGACUACAGCGUGGACGUGGUGGGGAAGAUACCAUCAGGGCUUCUCGCUCCUGCCGCUCCAGAUUUCUCUCUGUUACCCAAUUUGGUGACCGACUCCUUUGCUGUUGCAAUUGUAGGAUUCUCGAUGGGCAUCUCUCUCGCCAAGAUCUUCGCCCUGAAGCACGGCUACAAAGUGGACGGAAACCAGGAGCUGAUCGCGCUCGGCCUGUGUAACUUCAUCAGCUCGUUCUUUCAAACCUUCGCCAUCACCUGCUCCAUGUCCAGGAGCCUGGUGCAGGAGAGCACCGGUGGAAAAACACAGAUCGCAGGGCUGCUGUCGUCUCUCAUGGUGCUGUUGGUAGUCGUGGCGAUCGGUUUCGUCUUCCAGCCUCUUCCUCAGACGGCGCUGGCGGCCAUCAUCAUGGUGAACCUGUUGGGCAUGUUCAAACAGAUCAGAGACAUUCCUGCUCUCUGGAGGACCAGCAGGAUCGAACUGGCCAUCUGGCUGGUGGCCUUCGUAGCGUCUGUUUUGUUGGGGCUGGAUUACGGACUUCUGGUCGCCCUCACUUUCGCUAUCCUCACCGUCAUUUACAGAACACAGAGCCCUAAAAGUGCUGUCCUGGGUCAUGUCCCCGGCACCGGGCUGUACUGCGAUGUGGAGGAGUACGAAGAGGCGGCUGAAUACGAGGGGAUUAAGAUUUUCCACUCCAACUCUUCCAUCUACUUUGCAAACAGCGACCUGUAUGUGAACGCCCUCAAGGAGAAGACGGGAGUAAACCCUGAGGCCCUUCAAGCUGCACGGAAAGCCCAGAGGAAGCAGAAGCAGAAGGAGAAGGGGAACGGCAACCACAACUCUUCACUGAAGACCAGCUGCACGGAUAAGGAGCGGGGCGUGACCCAUGAGGUUUUGUCCUAUAACCACGUGUCUGAGGAGCAGAGCAACGGCCAGCUGGGGGACGGAGACAGCGAGACGCUCUCAGAGGAAGAAGCCGUCUUCCUCCAUCCUCUCAGCGACGUUCACUCCAUCAUUUUGGACUGGACGCCCGGCAGCUUCAUCGACUCAGUGGGAGCUAAAGCCAUCAAACAGGUUAUUCUGGAAUAUGCAGCUGUGGACGUUCAGGUGGUCAUCGCCGGCUGCAGCCGGAACCUCCUGUCUGACCUGGACUCCUUACAGUUUUUCUCGGGGGUCAUGACUCCAGAGAUGGUGUUUCCCACCGUCCACGACGCUGCGCUGAGCUGCCAACGCUCACAUCCAGCGUUUGCUCCGACCAAAGCUAAAACACCUCAGAUCCACGUCGAGUGACGGCAGAUACUGUACCCAGCUAGCAUUGGGAGAAACCGCUGAUAGCCAAGGUGGAUGUUUUGCCAUCUGAUGAAGCACUUUAGUCUGACUUUAUGCUGCAUAGAGCAACGUUCUGCUUUUAGCCAAUCAGGAAAGUAGUUUCCAGCUGACAUUCCUCCAGCCUUAUUCCUCUCUGGGAUUGUUUAAGAAGUCUUUGGGAGAGUAAGCCGCUGCUGCCAUAAGACCUUGUUCUAGUGAUGGAAACUGCCUCAUCCUGCUGGUAUCAAAUGUUACUGAGAAGUUGUGUUUUGAUAGAUUUACGAGUAUUUAAAUGCUGUAUUGUGUCAUAUUUAAACCAGCAAAAACACUAUCAUGUUUGUUAAGUAGUAUUGUGCGUUGUUAUUUAAAGGAUACAGGAUGCCUUAAAUGUUACCAUCAUGUGGUUAUUUUGUAAACAUGUCACGUACACUCAAUUCUGGAAUAAACUUUAUUUUGAAGUGAA
Trematomus bernacchii (emerald rockcod) is the source of this 3028-nucleotide messenger RNA. It is a transcript of the gene slc26a5, whose product is annotated as solute carrier family 26 member 5. The coding region runs from base 313 to 2547 and encodes 744 amino acids. Gene Ontology annotation, cellular component: membrane. Gene Ontology annotation, biological process: transmembrane transport. Lineage: Eukaryota; Metazoa; Chordata; Actinopteri; Perciformes; Nototheniidae. The transcript is spliced from 18 exons. The record is from RefSeq and is a predicted model, not a curated record. Gene Ontology annotation, molecular function: chloride transmembrane transporter activity; oxalate transmembrane transporter activity; secondary active sulfate transmembrane transporter activity.